GACCCCUGGGCCUCCCCCAUGGCCUCUGAGACCCCCACCAUGACCCCAUUGACCCCUCCCCCCGACUCCUGGGUCACCUCAGGGUCCCCUCCCCAGGACCCCCUUGGCGCUGCCCAGAACUGGCAGGAUCAGGGGCCAGAGACCCUCGGUGUGACCCCUGUGUCUACCUGGGACCCCUCCCAUGACCCUUGGGACCUCCCCACCCUUCCCUGGACCCCCUCUGUGACCCCUGGGACCCUCACUCUGAUUCCUAGGAGCACUCGGGACCCCCACCCUGUGGGUGUCCAGACCCAGAAAGGGCUGGGGGUGCACUGGGACCUGUCGGGACGGGGGGGGGACCUUAUUUGGGGUACAGAAGGACCUUUUGGAGCCUGUGGUGGCUUAGGGAUGACCACGGACACAGUUCCAUGGAAUCCUGGAAUGACUCGACUUGGAAAUGACCUUAAAUCCCGUCUUCCACUGGAAAGGGCUUGUUCCGAGCCCCGUCCAAGCUGGAACCCUUUCAGCGAUGGGGCAGCCACAGCUUUUUCUGGGCAGUCCAGGGAAACACAUCCAGGACUCCCUGCUCGGAGGGGCGGGCCGGUGCACCGGGAGCGCUGCGGGAUGCCGCUCUGUCGGGAUCGCUGCACCCGGAAUUCCCAGCUCCGGCUCCAAGGAACCGGGAAGUCCCCGCGCCUCCGGCCGCUUCCUCCCGCUGGAAUAAUUCAGCGCUUCCUGCCCAGCCCCUCGGUUCCUGCCCAGCCCCUCGUGUGCCACCUCUCCCUUCCCGCCUUCCUUUUGCCUCUUCGGCCCAGGGGGAGCGCCAGGGGAGGCUGCGGGCCUGGCAGGACGGGCUUUUCCUGCUUUUCCUUCUGCUGCAGCGGAAUUUCGGGACGGGGUGCCUUGCUCCUGAUUAAAGUGACUGUGGAAGAGGUUUUCCUGUGGGAAGGACAUCUGUGGCCCGGAGAGGGACAUUUGUCCCCUGCCUCAGGGUCUGCCCUGAGCUCCUGGGACUCUCCAUGUGGUGAGCAAGGCCUCCAGUCAUCACAUUCCUAUUCCCUGAGCCGGUGCUAUGGGAGGCCCUACCUGAGCACUGCUGUCAGUGGCACGAGGGCCUGUGACUUCCCAGUGAUUCAGGCUCCCCUUCCUGUCCCCAGUCCCUGUGUGUUCCAUCUCCAGUGCCGACCGGAGCUGCCGGGCCCCGUGGAGCCCCGGGAGCUGUUCCAGGCAUGA
This is a messenger RNA of Motacilla alba alba, 1212 nucleotides long. RefSeq lists its product as uncharacterized. NCBI's taxonomy places the organism in Eukaryota, Metazoa, Chordata, Aves, Passeriformes, Motacillidae. The record is from RefSeq and is a predicted model, not a curated record. The transcript is spliced from 3 exons. Bases 19 to 1212 code for a protein of 397 amino acids.